Molecule: messenger RNA, 2276 nt
Organism: Trachemys scripta elegans
Lineage: Eukaryota; Metazoa; Chordata; Testudines; Emydidae
Gene: CDK3
Product: cyclin dependent kinase 3
Exons: 8
Coding region: 166-1095 (309 amino acids)
Biological process (GO): regulation of gene expression; regulation of G2/M transition of mitotic cell cycle; G1/S transition of mitotic cell cycle
Cellular component (GO): nucleus; cyclin-dependent protein kinase holoenzyme complex; cytoplasm
Molecular function (GO): cyclin-dependent protein serine/threonine kinase activity; cyclin binding; ATP binding
Source: RefSeq, a predicted model, not a curated record
UGGAGAGGAGACAGCCAUUUCACACUGGACGCAGGAAACUGAGUGCAGAAACUGCCCAGCCUGCAUAGGAGGGGCUGCAUAUGCCUGCCUUAAAACCUACCCUCCAACCGCACAGUAUUUAAGUUAAAUAUUGAAGGAAAGCUGUGACAAGCCUGCCGACGGACCAUGGACACGUUCCAGGAUGUGUUCCAGAAGGUGGAGAAGAUUGGGGAAGGCACUUAUGGAGUGGUGUACAAGGCGAGGAACAAACGAACAGGCCAGCUGGUGGCUCUGAAGAAGAUCCGUCUGGAUUCGGAGACAGAAGGGGUUCCGAGUACAGCAAUCCGAGAAAUCUCUCUGCUCAAAGAACUUAAGCAUCCAAACAUAGUGAGGCUUCUAGAUGUUGUGCACAGUCAGAAGAAGCUGUAUCUGGUGUUUGAGUAUCUGAAUCAGGACUUGAAAAAGUACAUGGACUCAUCCCGGACAGGGGAGCUCCCUUUAAGUUUGGUAAAGAGCUAUCUGUUCCAGCUGCUGCAGGGUGUGAACUUCUGUCAUUCGCACAGAGUCAUUCAUAGAGACUUAAAGCCUCAGAAUUUGCUUAUCAACGAAGUGGGAGCCAUCAAACUGGCAGAUUUUGGUCUGGCUAGAGCCUUCGGGGUUCCACUGCGCACUUACACUCACGAGGUGGUAACUUUAUGGUACCGGGCCCCCGAAAUCUUGCUGGGAUGUAAAUACUACUCGACUGCGGUGGAUGUCUGGAGCAUUGGCUGUAUCUUUGCAGAAAUGGUGACAAGAAAAGCCCUGUUUCCGGGGGAUUCUGAAAUUGACCAGCUCUUCCGGAUUUUCCGCACCCUGGGCACGCCCACCGAGGCAGCGUGGCCGGGGGUGACCCAGCUUCCCGACUAUAAAGGAAACUUUCCCAGGUGGGCGAGAAGAGAGAUGAAGGAGAUCGUUCCGAACUUGGAUCGGGAUGGGCGAGACUUACUGGCGCAAUUGUUACUGUAUGACCCCGACAGGCGCAUUUCAGCUAAGGCAGCCCUCAACCACCAGUACUUCUUCUGGCAAAGCCCCCAUGACCCCAAAGACCAGCACAUGCUGCAGAAACACUGCAGCUGAAAGGACCCAGCGCCUCUGGCCGCCUGUAUUCCUGAUGCUGAGCUCUGUGCAUCAGUGCAUUUACCCUCUCCGGUGGCUGAGCAGGGAGGCUGGCUGGGGUUGAAAUGCCUCCAUAUUACAAAGGAACUUGGAGGGAAGUGUUAGUUCUCAUUUAGACAGAGGUGUUUGGAUGCUCUCAGCCCAUUGCUGGGGGUAUCUGUUAGGGCCGUUAGAGCCUUCUUGAGGUAGUUGUUACAUGUGAUAGGGACAGGCCUGAUGGCACCAUCCAUCAGCCUAUAAUACUGACUGGGGGACACUAAAUUCUCACACUGGAGGGCAACUUCAGAAUCCUUGUCCCCUGGGCUGGGAGCGUAGCAAAAGUGAUGGUUGGUGCAGUGUAGCUUGUCUGUCCUUUCAGCACCCAGUCCUGGCUGUGGUUCAGAUAGCCCAUUGCAAAGAGAUUUGUCAGCUUCCCUCCCUGCAUCCGGCAGUGCUUGACCUAAAGCAACGGGGAGAGUCUACUGCAUACAGCCAGGAGCGUCGCUGUUUAUUGCUAUUAAAAAGAAGAGGGGCUGUUAGUAUAAGACUUUGUGUUCAACUGUUUAAGAAUUUUAGAGUUUUAAUUCCUAGUUAAACAGCAAGUGAAAAUAUCUUAAGAAUGAUCUUCAUCGUGCGCGAAAGAGAAGCCAAAGGCUCCCGCUAUGGCAACGUGUGAAGUCGCACAGUUCUGGAGAACAUGCUCUUUUGUUGUCCAAAUGAAAAAAGUUCAGUCACUUGGGUUGGCUUUGACAAUAUUUUACUGUUUAGCUUUUGAGUGAUUUAGCACCAGUUUUUGAUGCAGUUGUGGGACUUCUCUCCUCCAGUAAAGAAAAUACAUAGAAUUUGUUCCUAAGUCUUGGUUGUUUAUGUUAUAGGCUGCUCAAUUGUUUAGCCACCCCCUGGACUGAGGUAGUGAUGGAAUCUGACAAUCUCUUAUGUAUGCCAAAACCUCGACCUGUGUCUAUAGCACCACAGACCUGUGUCUAUCCAGCUGGUCCAUUUCUUUAUUACAGGCCUUCUAUUUUCCCUUUGUCACCUUCUUUAUUCUUUCUUCAGGCCAGAACUGUCAGAUGCUGAGACAUCAGAUAGUGUUUUGUGGAAUAAUGGGCAGAGAACAAAGAUAGUGCUGCUGCAGGGAGAAACUGAGUUUCUUUUAAACAAAA